This is a messenger RNA of Wasmannia auropunctata (little fire ant), 4247 nucleotides long. RefSeq lists its product as uncharacterized. The transcript is spliced from 5 exons. The record is from RefSeq and is a predicted model, not a curated record. Lineage: Eukaryota; Metazoa; Arthropoda; Insecta; Hymenoptera; Formicidae. Bases 132 to 4040 code for a protein of 1302 amino acids.
GGAAAUAUUAGGGAAAUUAAGACGCAGAACAGGGAGGCGAGAUGUUGCUGCUGCUGCUGAUAACAGGCCCGGAAAAUCGUGAUGCUUGAUUCGAGGGGGCUCUUAAAAAGGAGCGGGGUUGGAGGGAUUUGAUGAUAGGUGGGGGCGGUGUUUCGCAUUUACCGAAGGUGCUAGGUCCAGUUGAGUGCCAACUCGACUGGAUAAGAGCGGACUUCGACAUCGGACGGGUGCUACCGUCAGCGUGCUAUCAUCAUUUGUCGUGGUUUGCCGUCCGCGAAGUAAAAAAGAAAAUCUGGAAUAAACGAAAAAGUGACACUUUGGCGGCGAUGCUGGUUCGCGCGCCUUACAGUUUCCUCUUCAUUCUUACGAUCUGCUGUUGGUUGAGAUAUAAUGCUGCGAUUCCACUUGUCCCUCAUUCAAAUCCAAUGCAAGAUGCAUUCAAAGAGAAAAAAACAGUUUCUCAAAUUGCUUUGGGUGGUACUACUUUAAAUUCUCGUUCGAGAAAGGCGACAUUAGAUGUCACAUCAGACGAGACAAGAUCAGAUGUGACAUCAGACGAGAAAAAUGAUGAAAAUGACGAAGAUGACGAAAUUCAAAACAAUAUAAAUCGGAAUGUAAAUGUAAAUAUGAAUGUCUUUCAUCGCGGUAAGCGUCAUCGUAUCGGGCACAAUCGCGAUAAGCAUAAGCGCCAUAAGCAAAGCACGACGGAAAAUAUCAUGACGGUCGUAGAACAAGAAAAAGGUCACAGAUUAUUGGAAGAAAUAGCCAAGGAAAAAAUAUCGACGAAUUGUGCGAGUAGUAACAAGAAGAAUCAGAGGUACUCGAGUAGCUUCCUCGAGAAUACAACAGACAGCACGCUAACCGUGGAAAAGGAGUUUCACGAUGUGGUUGGUAACAAUUCUAAGGUAAAAAGAUCUGGCAGCGUUCACGAGGGCGAGGACAUCACUCUGUGCUGGAUUGAAACGACGACUAUCAAGGAGGACAAGGCCAUUCAACCGCCGAAGAGACUGGUUAUUCGUGAGUACACAAUUUCCUUUGAGAACUCGGCAACCAUACCGGAAAGAUAUCUCGAAUGCAAAAGGUUCGAGGGCGAGCUGACGGCGGACGAUCCCGACAUCGGCAAAACGGCUCUGUUCGAGAUCAUAGACGAAGACACGAUGGUCAGCAGAAUCGUCAAUUUCACCUCGGUCAGUCACGUUGGUAAUGUCAUCACCUGGCAGCACAAAAAAGUGAAAUGUGGAGUCGGGCCGGUAGUUAGUAAGAAUAUCGUAGAACUGAAUGACGGCUCGAAAAAUCCGAAGAAGAGAGUGGAGAUUAAAGUUAGUCCCAAAAUGCAUCAACUGACGGCAACGACAACGGAGGAAGAACCCUGCACGGAAACUUCCGAGAAAAUCGAUGAGAGUAGCACACUCACGGAAACUAUUACUGAACACACUACCGGAUUAUCCUGCGAAAAUACGGAGAGUGGCGCUUGCGAAGCAACCAUGACCUUACCUAGUAGUUUAUUAAAAAACGAAUAUAAAUUCAGCACAACUGAAGGAGAAAUAAUUGAAGAGGAAACAACUAAAAAAACAGUUACCGAGUUGCAGCACAGAUCCGAAAGCGAGAGCGAAGAAGAUCGUUUAUUCACAGAUUCGAAAUUAUUAACGCCACUUGGUGAAGUGGAAGUGAAAGACUCGGACUCCAGAAGAUCAACAACCCUUCCCAAAAUACUGACUACGAUUGAAGAAAGUGAGGAGAAAAACAUAGAUUGCGAAGAGAAUUCGUCAGAUCCAGCGUGUUUAAUGCAAAUAUAUAGUACACCCUCUUCGAAAGAAUUAUUUCCUGAAUUAGUAGUUACAACGGAAACAACUACGAUAUCCGAGACAAUUAGUAGUAGAGAAGUAACUACGAGAGAAGUGACAUUUUACCCUUCUGUCGAGAAGAAAUUAGACGAGAUGACGCAAUCUUCAUCGAGAGAAGAGAAAGAAACUUCUGAGUUAGUAAUCGAAGAGACGACUCCAUUUGCACCUAUUUCCAUGGAAUCAUCGGAAGCGCCUCAAUCAACGGAUCAAGCAUUUAUCGAUACUAGUUCAUUGGAAACAGAGAUCAUGACAAGCACGUCGGAAGAAUCGAAGCUCAAAGAGGGCAGUGGUGAAGGUACUGAAUGGAUAAGCGAAGAGUUAGAAAAAAUUGACCAUGUUUCAUCGGCGAGCAUAGAGACAGUGACAUCAGGUAAAGAUGAAAUUGGGACAGAUGUUAUAACUGAAAGAUCAUCAAUUGAAUUUAGCGAGUUCGAGAAAACUGAAAAACGUGGUCAGAUAUUGGAUAAGGUAACUCAACCCCCAAUUUCGACUGAAAAUAUAACCGGAACUGUAAUUAUCGAGUCCGAAUCCACGAUGUCCGAAGAAGUGCCGUCCGAGGAAAGUAAAGAAACCACUGCAAUUGAAGGGAUGACGACGGUUGAGCUAAAGACUAGCGAGGAAGAAGAAUUUAUGUCGACGAUAACGUCGCCAACGAAGAUCAUCAAAUCAACGACCUUGUCAUCGACGAUAAGCGGCGAGGUAGGUUUAUCGUGCGAGGAGUGCGCGGAAGGCUGCGACGAGUCCGGAAAUUGUAUUGAGACGAUCACAAAGUGCGAUUCGGAGGUAUGUCCCGAGGAAGAGAGCACAGAGGCUCAAUCAAAAUUUGAUAUAACUUCUUCGCCAAUACAGACGAAAGUUUCGCCAUUCGUGACUGAUUUAGAACCAUCCGAGGAAGUAGAAACGAUCGAAACAGCAACGACUACAUUGACCUCUCGAGAGAGUGAGAGCAUUUGGACGAUUCCGGAGACUCGAAGAAGCACGACUAUAAGUACACCACAGCACAAACUGACCUUGAAGGUCAAGGUCCUUCUGGAGCAUAUUAACGAGAACAAGGAGAAACACAACUUGGUCGAGGUGGAGAAACAUUUAUUGCUGGACGAGAAUCCGGAACAUCAUAUCAAUCCUAAUAUACUUGAGCAAUUGAAAUCUUUGAACGAUUCCGUCAAUAUGGAGACCAUGAGCGCACUGCUAAAUUGUACCAGCUUGAGUAACUUGACAAGAGGCGUGAGGUUCAUCAGCAAAAAACCGAAUGAUGUUUUCGACGUUAAUGACGCAGACUUGGAGUAUACAAAUUCUGAAUUUGAGAAUUCGAUCUCGCAACAGUUCACUUCUGAAUCUGCCGAUGCUAGCAAUGAUUACUCCGAAUAUCAAGAGCAAGAGGUAUCAUCUCGAAGACGAAGACGAAGAAGUCUCGAUGAUAAAAUGGAAGAUCUAAAUAAAUUUGUUAAGCAAAAUCUUUCCGAUCCCACGGAUUCUGUGGUUGAUUCGUUUAAUAUUUCACAAUCUAAUCACACUGAGCUAAUGAACGAUGAUAUACAACUUUCCACAACGACCUUGAAUUAUUCUGAAGAGGAAAUAAAUGGUACAGAAAGUGAAAGAAACUUAACUAGAGAAGAUCAAAGUACAAUGCCUUCGACAACAGUGAGCAUUAGCUACGAUGUUGACCUUUCAAAUACUUCGGAAUCUCAUGAUGCUAAUUUAACGAUGGAAAACGUACAAUUAACCACAACGACAUAUAAUCCGACGACAUAUAAUUUAACGACAUAUAAUCCGACGACAUAUAAAGAGGAACUUUCCGAAGAGGAAACAAGUAGCGCUGUAUAUGUAGAAAGUGAAAAAAAUAUAACUAACGAAAAAAAUGAAAGCGUAGUGCCAUCGAUAAGUGACAUCAGUAAUGAAACAAAAAUGGAAGUCGUGCGAAGGACAUUACCAGGAAUACAGGAAGAUGUAGUGGUCGGAAUGCAGGAUAUGAUAUCGAAAUUGACGGAAAAUAAUUUGAAUCCGCUCAAUAAAGUUAAAGAAGCCAUCAAAACAAACAUUUUGGGUAUUUUAACCCCCAGAGAUGCUCACUUGAGGAGAAGAAGAGCGGCCACGGGAGAGGUGGGACACUGGUCGAACGAAAGGAUCAAGGAGGCGCCGAUGGGUGGCAAUCUUAGAAGUCUCACUGAAUUCACACUGUACAAAGUCCUUCCUUGAAUUGUAUGUCAAGAUUACGUUCUAUUUUGCUAUUUUGUAAUGUCAAAAGAUGAUUUCAUUGAAGACGAAAUGAAAGAUUACGUUGUAUGCACCUUUAACCUUAUGUACAUUAUAAUCAUAUCAAUGUAUGUUACCAAAAAAACGUUACAGUAUAUAUCAAACUUUUGUCUUUUAAAAUACGAUGGUAAACGACAGAUUAAAAAAAAA